ACACCUACCAAUAAAUUGCCUAAAAUUGCCAGAUUUCUUCGGGGUCACAUCACGUCUCGACUUUCCUUCCCCGAAACCCAUUUUGCCGGCGAUCGGAGCGCAAUCGAAAAGUAGGCCGCUUUCCGGCAGCGGGUUAGAUCAUGGAUUUCGAGCUGAGAAGGGCGAGGGAGAAGUUAGAAAAGGAGCAGAAGGAGAGGAAAGAGAGAGCUAGAUUGAGACUCGAAAGGGAUAGGAAGGCCAAAGAAGAGGCUCGCAAGCAGCGAGAAGCCCUCGAAGCUGUUCAGAGGUCCCGGAGGCUCGAAGCUGCCGAAGCCCAACUCAAGGCAGAUGAGCAAAUGCAAGAGAAUUUGAUUGCCGGGAGAGGAAUUGUGUUCUCUCGUGUGUUAGAAGCUGUAGGUUUCCAAGGAAGUGGGGAUAAGAUCAAACUGCCCCCUUCUUGUUUCACUGAGUUAUCCGAUCAAGGUGCUUUUGAUAAAGGGCCAUUGUACUUCCAGUUAUCCGUGGUUCAUCAUGAAGCUGUUUCCGAAACGAACCAGAAGGAAACCCAUUCUGGUGCUCUGGAGUUCACUGCAGAGGAAGGUCAAGUCGGGCUUCCUCCUCAUGUAUGGAGUAACCUGUUCCCCCUAGACAACACCACUUCUCCUGCAACUGCUUUAGUUGAGGUUCGCUAUGUGUGGCUGCCUAAAGGAAUUUAUGCAAAGCUUCAACCGGAUGUGGUGGGCUUUUCGGACAUCCCUAAUCACAAGGCUGUACUCGAAACGAGCCUCAGGCAGCAUGCUACGCUUUCCGAGGGCGAUGUGAUCACUGUUAACCAUGGGGUGUUAACUUACAGGUUGAGAGUACUCGAGUUGAAACCCUCCUCGAGUGUCUCGGUUCUUGAGACAGAUGUUGAGGUUGAUAUAGUGGGGUCAGAUUCUCCUUUGGAUAGCUCCAAUCAGCAUGUGUUGAAGCAACUGACAUUUGGAGUGUUGGAAUCUGGAAUGGUUGAAGAGGGAAAAUACAAGUACUAUAAGUUCUCAAUUGAUGAUCUCGUUUGGGAGACCGUCUCUUCUGGGGAUGUUAGGAUUGAGGUGAAGAUUGACGUUGAGACUGGUGAUGGUGAUACUGAUCUUUACAUUUCCAAGCAUCCGCUCAUUUUCCCGAACAGACACCGACAUGAAUGGUCUUCGCAUGACAUGGGUUCGAAAGUACUGAUCCUGACCUCGAAAGACAAAAACUUGGGAGUGGGAACUUAUAGCAUUGGUGUUUAUGGCUUCAAAGGAACAGCCAAGUAUAAGGUUUUGGUGAGUGCACAAGAUAAUAGCACCUUCAAAGUAGGUCAGCAGGCUGGAUCGACUACAUCAGCGUCGGUGAAUGCUGACACUGUUGAGUGCAGAAAUUGCAAGCAUUUCAUACCCAGUAGGAGCAUUGCACUGCACGAAGCUUAUUGCAGCAGGCACAAUCUAGUUUGCCAACAUCCCGGUUGUGGUGUAGUUCUGAGGGUUGGCGAGGCCAAGAACCACCUCCACUGCGACAAGUGUGGGGAGGCAUUUCAUAAGGAUGAAAUCGACAAGCACAUGAAGGUUUUCCACGAGCCUCUACAGUGUGGCUGUGGUGCGGUUCUCGAGAAGGAACAGAUGGUGAUACACCAAACUUCUGUGUGCCCACUACGACUCAUCACAUGCCGCUUCUGUGGCGACAUGGUUCAAGCUGGGAUUUCGGCCAUGGACACGAGAGACAGAUUACGAGGGCUCUCGGAGCACGAGAGCCAUUGCGGGUCUAGAACCGCACCAUGUGAUUCGUGCGGUAGAUCUGUCAUGUUGAAGGAGAUGGACAUUCACCAGGUAGCAGUUCACCAGAAGAGCUGAUGUUAGAAUGUAAGAUUUUAAGAGAGGAGGAACACACAGGGGCAGCCAUGUUUCUAUUCAUAUUGUUGUAUAGCUCAUCCCAAAUGUAUGAUCCAUGAGUUGAAGUUUCUGGUUUGGCUUCACUUGUGGUGUUGUGGAACUCUCCCAAUUUGAUUGACUUGUAAUAUUGCUUCUGAUUAUUUAUGCUUCUCCAACCCACUAAAGACUGGAGUUUCCCUCGAGAAAUGAAAUGGCAUGGAUCGGGUGGUUUUCGUCCCUUUAGUAUUCCAUUGGAAGCUUAGGGCAUGUUCCUAUGUCAGAG
Linum tenue is the source of this 2148-nucleotide messenger RNA. The record is from the annotation of a GenBank genome assembly. NCBI's taxonomy places the organism in Eukaryota, Viridiplantae, Streptophyta, Magnoliopsida, Malpighiales, Linaceae.